ACGGCAAGAGAAGCCGCAAGGGCGAUCAGGCGCGUGAUAGGAGCCAUUGUGUUGAUACGCUUCAUCCACGGACGCAGUUGAUCUACAGCGAGCUGCCCUUGCUUUUAUACGAGUCUCUCUCCGCGGUCAUCAUCCAUGUGCCACAGCUAAGUUCCUGCCCAGGAGCCAGGGUUGCUGCGAGCAUCACCAUCAGGAGAAGAUCAAUCAUCGGAGUCGCGCGAAGCUGUCCCUUGCUUGGCGUCUAGGCGCGCGACGACGCGUGCAAUGUCUGAUAGGCCAGGAGAUACCGAGGAACCCGCCCAAUACAGAAGGUGGGCAGUAGCGGAGAUUGAAUUGAAUGGGGCGGCGACUGCCGCUCAGGUGGCUGAUGGAUGUUUCCUAUCAUCCAUAGAUAUGGUCGAGAUAAAACACGUGGAGUUGAUAUGGAGGCCUUGCAAAUACGAUAUUCAGGGGAAAGUUGAUGCAGGUUGCUGUUGUGGCGGAAGCCACGAACGUCCCACCAAUAACAACGGCGCACGUGUAACCGUCGUGCACUUGGGUUUGUGUGGAUCCCAUCGCGUGAGCUCAUUGUCGUUUACAGCUCGGAAGCACGAUUUGGGCGCUGCAACUCAAGAGGAAUUCGAUCUCAUGUUUGACAACCCUGGAAAGCUGUUGGCACAUUCGUCACUGUGUGUUGUCUUGGGCAAUGCGAAAGGAAGCCCCAUGCGAAGCGAACAGAGACAUUGUCUCCUGAUCAUCACGCCUGUCGCAGGGCAGGGUGGAAACGUGGUAUACGAACGGAUCGGAGCAGGGUUUUUGCCCGGCAAAUGUAUCUCACCGCCGACUGGACUUGUACACAUCUACUAGGUAGCAGACUAAGGGGAUUCAAUCUCUUCAGGUGGAUGGAGCUAUGGUAGGGGUUCAGCGUCUGCUCACAAAGGCAAUUUCAAUUGACCAUGCAAAGCCUGCUAAUGGCAAGCAUCACAACUCUGGCUUCCUGUACACUCUCUCCCACACGACCAGCUUGUGUUGUGGGUCAGCAAUAUGAUGCUUUCCAAAUCGCAGAUAAAGGUGUGACCUGCUUGCAUCGAUGCUAGUCACCUACAGCUCAACGCACGUUCUGCAG
Messenger RNA from Macroventuria anomochaeta, 1105 nucleotides. RefSeq lists its product as uncharacterized. NCBI's taxonomy places the organism in Eukaryota, Fungi, Ascomycota, Dothideomycetes, Pleosporales, Didymellaceae. Bases 265 to 846 code for a protein of 193 amino acids. The record is from RefSeq and is a predicted model, not a curated record. The transcript has 2 exons.